Culex pipiens pallens (northern house mosquito) is the source of this 4616-nucleotide messenger RNA. RefSeq names its product myc protein (gene Myc). Lineage: Eukaryota; Metazoa; Arthropoda; Insecta; Diptera; Culicidae. The record is from RefSeq and is a predicted model, not a curated record. Gene Ontology annotation, molecular function: protein dimerization activity; RNA polymerase II cis-regulatory region sequence-specific DNA binding; DNA-binding transcription factor activity, RNA polymerase II-specific. Gene Ontology annotation, biological process: regulation of transcription by RNA polymerase II. Bases 1281 to 3215 code for a protein of 644 amino acids. The transcript has 3 exons.
UGGGCGGCUCGCCGGCGAGCUUGGCCGGUUCAUUGCUUCAGUGUCACUGCUCGCGAGUGGCAGGAUUUUCUUCUCGCUCUCGCGCCGGUCCGUUUCGCACGCGAGAGAGUCGCGACGCCGUCGGAGAGAAGGAGAGCCGCCGCCAGUGAGAGAGUGAGUGAGAGCGAAUCGGGGGAAAAAAAGGUCCAAAGCGGAGCUCGCGAAACACAGUUUUGUGCUGAUCGUUUGGAGUUUCGGGAUUCGGGUUCGUCAGUUGCUUUUCAGACCGCCUCUGAACAGCACGCGUUUUCUGCGGAGCAGAAAUAAAGAAAAAAAAAAGGUUUUUUUUUGUGAGGAGACCAAAUUUUGUUCUGAGUCCCUUCUCAGUGGGAAGGAGGACGGUUUUGGGAGCGGAUUUUUUUGGUUCUCGCGCGCGCCAAGUUUCCCACACACGAAAAGUGACCAAGUGUCGGCGAAAAUUUCCCGCGGAAAUUUAAGUAUUUUGCCUCUAAAGUGAGUGCCGGCAAAGUGGAGGAAAACCGGUGGCGAUCAACCAAAAAAAAAAAGAAGCCAUUUUGGAAAAGAGUGGCCGCUAAGUGAACGCAACGCCUACUAAGGUGGGCAAAACCUGGAUACCAAAAGCCGCAAAAGAAAGUUACAACUCCGAGAAAAAAAAGUGUCUAAAAAACAAAAAGGUGGUGUUACACUGUGAGAAAAAAAUAAAGUUAAAAGUUUUCCAAAACACCAAAACAGCAGCACCUUCCCCGAAGGGGUGUCAUGCCGGUAAGGAAAACAACGCAAACUAGCAGAAGAUUAGUAAGCGAUUUGCGAGUGACUAAGAUAUCGACGCCUACUGCGGCACCUCUGGGCCAAGAACAACACCAGGAAGAAUCCGUGACAGUUAGCAACGUAAAGAAGAAAAAGUCGUCUUCGCCGCGGCCAACAAAGAAGCCCGCCGCGAAGAACAAUAGCAAACAGUCGUCAACAACAACAUCAGCGACAGUGUUGGGUGUUGUAGUGGUGGUGCACAACAAUCGAACAAAAGGGCCCCAGUUUGGUGAAUAAUUUUGCCCUGGACCGCGCAAUAGGGUCGGUUACCACACGUUAUUUCUCAGUGACUUUAGGAAAAAAAUUGUAAAGUUACGCCUAAAAAAAGGUUGGUGAAAAUUUGCCAACGCGAAAAAAAUUGUUGAAAACAAAAGUUUAGUGUAAAACACGCAACUCUUCGGAAUUCAGCAGUGCUUCGGAACGUCUGAAAGCGGUUCGAUUCUUCGUUUGGAAAAAUAACGGAGAGUGACCUGAUGUUGGACAUUAAGCGGGAAGCAACGACGACGAUCCCGGACUUCAGGAUGCCUUCGAUCAAGCAGGAGGUCAUCCCGCCGUACAGCUCGAGCUGGGAGGAGAACAACACGAUCGAACACGAGUGGGACUCGUCGUUCCAGGUGAUGCAUAUCGAGUCGUCCGAGUUCAUGACGGCCGUGGCCGAGUUCGAGCAGCUCGAUCCGGCCGGUCUAGGUUUAGGCCUGUGGCCCGACCAGCCGCAAUCCCCGAAGCAGCAGAUCCGCAACCACGACUGCAUGUGGUCCGGAACGUGCGGCGACCAGUCGCACCCGGGCAAGUACUUCGGAUGCGGAGGUAACCACAGUCACGGCCCUCAGCCCCAGCAGGAGGCCGCAUUCAACACCGUCACGGCCGUCGCCGCGGCCAGCUUGAACAGCCAAAAGGCCACCACCAUCCUUACCCCCUCGAACAGCUCCAACAUUAUCACACCAAAAAUCAACCCCGCCAAGGCGGCCCAAAUCCCCGCUGGACGGUCCCUCCUGAUCAACCCCCGCGUCAAGCAGCAGCAGCAGGUCAGCCGCAUCCCGAACGUCUCCACCCAAGACUUCCUCCGUGAGCGCGAGUCCACCGCGACGCACGUCCGCCCGGACACCCCGCUCAGCCUGGACGAAGAUCCGCCAGAGUUCAAGCACAACAUCGACCUCGCAACCUGCACGAUCGGCUCGAACCGCCUCAGCCUGACCGGAUCGCGACACUACAACGCCAACGCCAACAACCGCCACCACCAGCACCACGACGACGCCUCCUCCAGCCGGAUCAUCAACAUGCUCAAGGAGCAGCUCGAGGACACCGAGGGCAGCCUGCGGCCGUACAUGACCAGCUCGAGCGGCGAAAUUGGCUCGCUCACCGACCUGCUGAACGACCUGGAGGAGAUCGAGGGCGACGACGUGGACAGCAGUCACGGUGACGAGGAGCUGGACUCCGACACCGAGUCCAACAGCAGUCGGAGUAGUAAAGGGGGCGGCAUGCCCGGCGGGUACACCCACGCCCACGACAACUCCUCCUCCAGCAGCUCGUCCUCGUCCUCGUCGUAUGAAUACCAGGGAACGCACGUUGGUGAUCACAGUUACACGUUGCCCAAGAAGCGCUACAACCUCAACGAGCUCGGCGUCCAGACGCCGUCCGAUUCCGAGGAAGAAAUCGACGUGGUCUCGAUCGGCGAGAAGAACCUGCCGACCAACCCGACGCCCCGCGACCGCCGCGCCCUCCAGAGCCGGGUCGCGCACAAGAUCCGCAAGCAGGCCGCCGGCGUGUCCUCGCACCACCAGCACCGGCGGCGCCACUCGGACGACGAGUCCGGCUACCAGCAGCAGUUCAGCAGUGGCGUGGCCGGCCCCAGCUUCCAGAGUCCGGGCAAGUACGGCCUCUCGCCCAACUAUCUGACGCCGGCCAGCUCGACGAGCAUUUCCGGCACGAACACCCCGCUGCCGGUGAACUCGCGCAAGCGCCCCAGCAAGGACGACCGCAAGAACCGGCACGGAAGUGGCGGCCACCGCAGCAACAAGAAGCAACGCAGCGGAUCGGUUCCGAGCGGAAGCAAAAAGUCGCCGUCGCAGAUGGCCAUGGCGCCUGCGGCGGCGGCGAUCGCUCCCGCGACCGAGUCCUCCGAGGAGCAGGAAACGCUGGAGAAGCGCAACCUGCACAACGACAUGGAGCGGCAGCGGCGGAUCGGGCUGAAGAAUCUGUUCGAGGAGCUGAAGCGGCAGAUUCCGAGCUUGCGCGAGAAGGAGCGGGCGCCGAAGGUUAAUAUUUUGAGGGAGGCGGCGCAGCUGUGCAACCGGUUGAACCGGGAGCAGGAACAGCUGAACGCGCUGCGGAAGCAGCAGCAGAGGUUGUACGCCCGGGUGCGGCAGCUGCGGACGUCGCUGCACUCGCAGCGGAGGACGAUGGAUUAAGCGAGAAUGGGAGAGAGCGAGAGAGUCGGAAACAAAUGUGAUUUCAGGAUUAAGUGUACGUGAGACGGGAGAGGAGAGGAGAGAGCGGAGAGAGGAGAGAACCCCAGGUGCCAAUAAACAAUAGAGCGAGAGAGCGAACGCGUGAGAGUGUGUGCGAGAGCGGAAAAUUUGUUGUUAAAAAUAGUUGUUGAAGCGCGCGAGAAGCAAGAGAGAAGAAGAAGAAAAAACCACAAUCCAAAGCAAGCAAAACGGCGCGCUGUUGAGGAUCGGGGAGAACAAUAGCACGGCUGACGCUCAAGUAAGUAAUCCCUUCUUUUUAAAUUGAUUGCAAACAAUCAACUUUAAAGAAAAUUUGAAAAGUACCAACUUGCAAAUUGGUACCACCAGAAUUAAUCUUAAUGGUCAAAGAUAGGUUUGAGUUAAAAAUACGCUUGCAAAGCAAUUGAACGAUAACGAUUUAAAAAAGAGAAAACAAAACAAAAUUAUUCUGUAUACAUACUAUAUAUAAAUCUAUAUUAUAUUACAAGAAAUUUGACAUUAGAGUUAGAGAGAGUUGCUACAGAUUGCAUAUUACAGAUUUAACAUCGGGGGAGAAAGAAACGUAAAAAAACCUUUAAAAUUGAAAUGAAUUAUAUUAAAACUGUGUGAACUUCUCACUUCAUGAUAAAAACAAACAAACAAACAAAACAAGCAAACCAACAUUAUUUUUUUUCUUAUUGGAAAAUCAACGCUAGCGUUAAGUUGCUUAGAUUAGCCCACUCUCUCUCUCUCGUAAGAGAGAGUGAUUGAUUUCUGUUGAGGAAUCUAACUUUAAAGAAAGAAAAACUACCCUUUAAAAAAACUAAAAAUAUGCUCUAAACAAUAAUUACGAAUAAACACAGCAACUCCUACUUAUGUAAAGUAAAUUGAAAUCAAUAAAAACAACAACAACAGCAACAUCUUAGUGAUUAGAGAGAGCGAGAGAACGAAGCGCGCGACGAUUGUUUGACCCAGUUUUUGUAAAACCCCUUUUCUUUGAACGCUAGUUUUAGUACGCGCGCGCGCUCGCGCGGUCUAGUUUUUAGUACUUGUAAAUAUCAGAGAUCAGAAAUAAAAAAAAACACACCCCCCCACACACACACACACAAACCUACGACAACUCGCAUUUUUUAGAGAGAGGGAGAGAAACAACAAAUUUGAUAAUGUUUACGCAGUGAAUUUUAGGCUAACAAAACUACUAUUACCUAUAUUAUACUGUUUUUUAGGAUUACAACAAUUUUUUUUUGCGACCUUUGAUAGAGAGAAAGAAACACAAACAACUACUUUAAUUUCAUUAAGUUUAUUUUUAUUACCGAAAUUGGAAUUAAAAAACAAAAAAGUGGACAAAAAUAAAAAAUACACAAAACACAAAACAAACAAAAA